Lampris incognitus (smalleye Pacific opah) is the source of this 1074-nucleotide messenger RNA. It is a transcript of the gene calhm3, whose product is annotated as calcium homeostasis modulator 3. The record is from RefSeq and is a predicted model, not a curated record. Lineage: Eukaryota; Metazoa; Chordata; Actinopteri; Lampriformes; Lampridae. Gene Ontology annotation, molecular function: monoatomic cation channel activity. The transcript has 4 exons. The coding region runs from base 1 to 996 and encodes 331 amino acids.
AUGGAGUGUGUGAGGCUAGUCCUGCAGUACUUCCAGUCCAACUCGGAGUCCAUCUCCAACGGACUCUGUGUGGUCCUGGCGCUGGUGAGCGUCAAGCUCUACACCAGCUUCGACUUCAACUGCCCCUGCCUGCCCGAAUACAACCGGCUGUACUCGCUGGGGGUGCUGGUGGUCCCCCCGGUCAUCCUGCUCCUUCUGGGCAUCCUGGUGAACCGGCAUACAGGGGUCAUGAUGGAUGAGUGGAGGCGGCCCGUGGGGAACAGAUCCAAAAACCCCGCCAUCGUAAAGUACCUGUUCUCCGCCAUGCUUCAGAGGGCCAUGCUGGCCCCGCUGGUCUGGAUCUUAGUCACCUUGCUGGAUGGAAAAGUCUUCGUCUGUGCCUUCAGUAUGAGUGUCGACCCUAAACACUUCUCAGGAAUUCCCAACCACACAGGACUCGACGCAGCCAAACUCAUGGCCAGAGUGCCCUGCAAGGAGGACGCCAUCUUCAAGAACAGCUCCCUCCGCAAAGCUGUAUCCCGAUACGUGCGCUGCUACUCCCAAGCCGUUGGCUGGUCCAUCCUUCUACUCUUGAUCCUUCUGGCGGUGCUGGCACGUCUCAUCAAACCCUGUUUUGACAACCACGCCACCUUCCUGCAGACGCGCUACUGGAGCAACUACCUGGACUUGGAGCAGAAACUGUUCGAUGAGACUUGCGUGCUCCACGCCCGGGACUUUGCCCGGAAGAACGUGGUGCAGUUUUUUGAGGGCGCGCGGGGGGAAGAAGUGCUUCAUCUGCCUCACCCGCCUCACAUCAGGUACCACAGAAUAGUGGAGGAGGAGGAGGUGCAGGAGGAGAGACUUUACGGGAUAACCAAGCAGGAGCAGGUGGACCAGCUGCUGAACAAAUGGUACCUCUGUAAACCGGAACUAAACGUCACCAACAUAGCGCACAGGCCCCAGGUGUGCGUCACCUGGGAAGACAAACAUGGGCAAACUCUGUAUUCCGAUGUUUGAGACAAAAUCACUGGUAUGUGCAGGGGCGCAACGGGGGGGAGGAGGACAGAGGGUGCAAUACACACGGGCGCCGCAUCA